GCCCCGUGGCCGGUACCUGUUCCCGUUCCCCGCGYUCCCUGCCCGCCACGAGCCCGGUCCAGCGGCAAGAGCCGUCCCUCCRUCCCGCCCGGAAACGCCAGCGGGGCAGCUGGCCGGUGUCACCGCUGUCGCUGCCCGCCGAUGUCCCCCUGCCACUCGGUCUGCCCGCCGGCCCCGGCCCCGGCCCGGCACUGCUGCGGGCAGGAUCCGGGCACGUCCUGCGGGAGAACGGGAUGCGGCUCCGCAGUGUCCCUGUGUGCCGCAGGCGGGCAGGAAACAGGGAAGAGGAUCGAAGGACUGGGGCGGGSAGAGCCAGCAGCUGAGUUGGGAAACGUGGCUAGAGGUAGCGGCCUGAGGAGAAGCCGGGCUGGAUAACAGGCCAGGACGAAACGGGACACCAGUGUGCAACACAGACCCAAAAAUCCAUCCCUGGUGCUGGGUCAUCCUGGGGGAAUGGGAGGAGCCCCUUCGGAGGACAAUAAACUCUGGAAUGAGGAAAUUGUAUUUUGAAGACAACCAAAAGGAGAACGUGUUCUGGGUGUGGCUGCAUGUGAUUUACCCAAUAGCCAAAGUGGGGGGACACCGAAGGGGAAAAAGAGAGCGUCUGCUGCUGAAGGGAGUGGAAGCUGAGGGCUGCAGGAUGAAGACCUCUGGAACCUGUAUACUGUUUUGUCUCUUAGCACUCUUCUUGUCCCCAGCUGAAUGGUUUCCAUGGGUGGUCAAUGGACAAGAAGUGRAAAGUGCAACUGGUGGAGUUACCCCUGACAGCAGCUCUGGUGCAACUCUCACACCACCUGCGCUUGUUCCUCCUGUUCUGUCUGACAGCGAGACAACAGCGGCAUCAUCAGAUUGUCGUGAAGAAAAGUUCCCUUGCACUCGCCUGUACUCUGUUCACAAGCCAGUAAAGCAGUGUAUCAGCUACCUCUGUGUUACAAGUGUACGUCGCAUGUACAUAAUAAACAAGGAGGUGUGCACUCGCACCAUCUGCAAGGAGAAUGAGGUCAUGCAAGAUGAGAUCUGUCGCCAGCUGGCUGGCCUUCCUCCUCGACGUCUCCGCCGAUCCGGGCAGCCCCUGCCUCUCCCUUGCCGACAGCUCCUGGAGCAGCAGGGAAGGCCUGAUGCUCUGUGAGCUACCACAGGAGGAGAGGAAAAGGAAGGGAGAGAAGUCAKCAUCCACUGCCUACAGCCCAAGACAAGUCCUUCUUGUUUGUGAUUUCCCCACCAUUUCUUUGCUUCUAUGCCUUCCACUACAUCCUCUUCCUCAGGUGCUGCAGUACACAGAGUGCCCUCUCUGCUGGUCUGUCAUGGUAGCUGUUGUCACAUUUGUGAUCUGCUGCUGAGGAUAUGGGAUUCUCCCCUCUUUUCUCUCACACUCUGCCUGGCAGGCUGUGAACUGCUCAUUUCCCAGAGGUCUUUAUAAAUGUGCUGCACCUUCUCUUGCUUUGCCCCUGGAGAGAAACAGAAAUGGGGACAGGGCGUGGUUCUCUCCAAUGGUUCAGAUGCCCUAAGCUGCAUCUCAUCUCAUCUUUAUGCCCUAGGACUCCUGCCCUAGAUUGCUUGCCUGGCAUCAGUAUGAGCUCGGAUGUGGCUGGUCAGCCUGAGCCUCUCCGAUUCUCCUGAGCCACUGAGUUUGUUGUGUGAUAGCACAGCCUCYUCCUUGUGUCUGCUGGCCUCAGGGAAAUGAUAGAACUGGGAGAUGAGCUGUCCUGAACCCAAGGCAAACCUCAAUGUCCCUGGAUGGUAACAGAUCAUUUAUAACUACCUCUGGGAAGUUCUUUGUCUCAAGCCCAUCGCCUCCCUCACACACAACUGCUACCAAAGGGAAGGAUUCUGGAUUUAGUAUGGCAUUAUAUUUUACUCAAAMAGAUUAUGUUGGAACAGAGUGCUGCCUCUUCUACUCCUUCCUCUCCUCUCCCCUAUUCUUGCCCCUCCCUUCCCACUGAAGACAUCUCUUGAUGCCCAUUCCAGGCAAGUCCAGGGAGCAGUAAUUACAGCUGCCUCCACUCCUAAGCCCAAGAAAGCCCAUGAAGAACCUGUGUGGCCUGACAUUACUGAGAACUUGCAAUGAAUUAUCUUGUCCUGGKGUCUGGCUACCUCCACACUCUCCASCUGCUGUGCCUGCUGUCAAUAUCUGCAGUURAGUUCCUACCUCCUGACCUGGAAGCUCCUGCACAAAGCAGAAAGGAGCCACAAAUUGGAAUCAGAUAUGGGAGCAGAAUCAUUAUCUGGGAUCUCUGGUUAUCUGGGACCUGGGAUUUUCCUGCAGCUUCUCUGGCUCUGCUGACCUGCACAGAGCCAGGUGCUGAUGGGGAAGGUAAACAUAUCUGCAGGUAUAWGCACUUAGGCAGGCCAGCCUGAGCAGAAGAAUUCACUCUGGUAGCACUGGAUGUCUGCUCGGGAACUUUGUUUUCUAGAUAUAUGGAGAGCAUUUCCAGGUAUAUGGCAGCAUUCAUGGUGAGACUGGGUAGGGUAAGUGAGGAAGAGCAGUCUGAAUUGUGUUAAUCAAUCCAUGUGACUCUUAGUGGCAUGAUUCUGUGGGGCACCGGGGCUCUGCAGCAGAGGAUCAGCAAGACCCUGUCUCUGGAUCUCUGUGUUMCCAACUAUCUGAAAGGCAGUUUGCUAGAUUAGGCAAAUCACAUAAUAAACUCUUCUGCUGAACAGAGACCAUUCAGCCCUGCCAUGCUGCACAGAGCCACCUUCAGACGGCACUGGGGACAGUUUGCUGCACAGAAACAGCGCAAAACGAUUCAUGUAGGAUUGUCUCACCAGGACCUGCAUUUCUGAGGUGUGCAGCAAGAAGCUGGUUACAUCCUCUGUGUAGAGGAAGACACCCUGUGCAGACAGAUUCCAUAUGAAGUCAAAAUUAGCCCUAGAUGGGCUAAAUCUCUCUCUAUUAAUCCAGUAUACAGGAGAAAGAAUUCCAAGUUGUGUGGUGACUAGAAUUUUGUCMUACACAUAGAAGGAUUGCACCCCUACACCGAGGACGAUGGUCCUCUCAAGUACUCCAGGCUCAUGAGAGUAGGAAUGAAAGAGGGAUUUCUUUAUACUGAGAGGGUCUACAUUUGUGUAGAGAGGAGAUCACUGAGCUUCAUCUCAAAGACAUUCAAGCCACUGGCUUCCAUGCUGGGAUACCUGUGAGAAUUGCCUGUAUGGAGGAUGGUAGGAUGGAGAUGAGGUGUGAGAGGGAGAUCUUGGAAACUGGACUAGGUCAAGUCUCCACUCUGUAUUUAGAGUUGAAUAUAUGUCGCUAUAGAUGCAUAACUGGGUAACAUAGCUACUGUACAGCAUAUAGAAAUUUAACUUUCAUACAGAUUGGGAAGUGGUUAGAAGCCUUUCUGUUGCUUGCUUUCAGCAGGGACAGGAAGAGGUGCUCCUCUCCAGGAGAACACUGUUUUAAUGCUAGAGUCUAUAUAAUCCAUAUUAAAAGAAAAUUUAUUUCCUGUUAUUCUUGGCAACUCUCAUGUGUUUGGGUUUAUUUGUCUCCUGUUGUAUUUCCUCCAGAUUUAUGGGGAGACUUGAUUCCAGCUCAACUCUAUCAUUUAGACCUUUUUACUCCCUGCUAGCCUAGUCCUCUGCUGUCACCCUCCCUUCACUCAUGAAUCACAGAUCUUUCUGGGAACUCAUUUUUUUCUAGAGAAAACAUUUUCUCCAAAACUUUUUUUUUUUUUUUUUUUCAAUCAUGGAUAGCUGUGCUAGAUUUUCCUGACAAUUGGUAGCUGUUGAACACAGGGAUAACUCCUCCCAGCCCAUGAAAUUUGUGCUGAGGACACAUCUUUUCACUGUACAUGUGCCAUGAGUUUCUGAUGGAGAAUUAGCAUCUCCAAGUAAAACGGUAAGAUGACUGAAAUAGGAGAAAAGCUGUAAUAAAUAUCACAAAAGCAGAGAAAUUUUUUUUCAAUACAACCAUUUAACUCUAUAAUGGGAAUAACUGAAAGACUAUGUUAAAAAUUACACAUCUAGGUCAAAAGGAUUAGGAAMAUUUCUUUUUCAUUGAUUUUCUGACUUUUGCAUAGUUUUAUCAGGUACUGACUGUACAUCACAUUUUGCUUGAAAAAAUGGAGCCCUAAGACGUGGGAGACUCUGAGCAAUGUCUUCAAGCAGUCAAGUCUGUGUUUAGAUGGUAUUUCUAGAACAAAAGUGGCUGUGGGCCAAAUUACCCAUUAGGCUGCCUCUGAGAGUGCCCCAUAGAUCUUCAGGAUUAAUCCACACAAUGCAGGUUAUUGCACAACGCUCUCCUCUGGAGUCAGUGCCCCUUCCUGGCUGAAGCUGCGGUGUCCUGAUCUCGCACUGCUCUGAUGGAUGCAGCCUCAGCCCCAGUGACUGCAGAUAUUGUUCCCACCUGCACAGGCCAGACCUGCUCUGUCUCAUGAGCUCUUGGCCUUUGCAGUGUCCGUCCUUUGGCACUUUGCCCUGGCUGUGUGAGCCAAGCACAAUAUAUGCCAUCAACUUUAUGUGAUUCAGCUUAUUCUUCCUUUGCCUUGCAGUACAAGAGUCUGCACAGGCUUCAAUAGCACUUAUCCCACACACACAUUUCUCUCCUUUGCCAUUCCAACCCAAAUUGCCGUGGUAUUUGGACAGUGCCUUCUCUUGCAAGCCAGGGAAGUGUUUCUAAGUACAGCUGCAGCUAGGUGUGCUGCUCAUGCAGUUGGGCUAGCCACAAAGAAAGCUGUCAGAGCCCUGUUUUGACAAGCAUGAUUUGGCAUUUGUGGCUGAUUCUCAUAAACUCUCCUGACCUGGAGCAGGAGUUAGAUGCCCAGAAGUUACUCCCACACAAUGCUGUUCCUGUUUCUUUUGCUGUCACAGCUCCCCAGUACCAACCAGUGUGACCAGUUUGAAGGCUGCUGUUUCAGUCCAGUGCUCCAAUGUCUGCUCCCCAGUUUGAAGCAGUGCCUCACUGUUGGGUGUAUGGAGCUGAAAAGCAUGGGGAAGCUGUUGGAAGCAGCUGCCAUGUCACCUAGAAGCUCCUGAAACUUCUUGUCUGAAUCUUGUUCACAAGAAACCACAGCAUGAGCAAAAGUGUGGUGACAUCGGGCAUCUCAGCUUGGAGGGAUCCCUCAGGGAAAUACUGCUGGCUGCCAUGUGCCAUUGUCUACACAGAAGGGACUGGUGCUUUCAGCCCAUCCAAAAAGAGCACCUCUAUGAGGCAAAGAAGAGCUGGGUUGAAACCAAAAGGAAUUUCAUCUUAAUUUUUUUUAAAGAAAUUGUUUGGGUGGGGUUUUUUCCAGAGAUAUUAAAGGUACACGGUCUUACAGUAUUGACUCCUGGCAUCACAUAGUCUGACAUUGUUUGACAGUGUACAUUUGUCCAGUUGUGAACAGUGCCUUGAUUGGGGGAAACCUGAAUUCCAGUUCUGAAUCUCUUCAUCCCUGCUCUUCACUCCCUGCCCUCUGAUCUUUAGCAUAUUGCUUCUUUCUCUUUUUUUCCAUGACAUCCUUAGCCCCUGUAAUGAAGCAGGUUAGAAUAAACUCCCACAAAAUAGAGAGCUGGAUUUUAGUCCAUUAAAAACAAGUUAUUUAAAAGUAUAUAUGAAACAUCACAAAGGUAUUUGACUGUCUAC
Malurus melanocephalus (red-backed fairy wren) is the source of this 5557-nucleotide messenger RNA. RefSeq names its product microfibril associated protein 5 (gene MFAP5). Gene Ontology annotation, cellular component: microfibril. The transcript is spliced from 10 exons. Lineage: Eukaryota; Metazoa; Chordata; Aves; Passeriformes; Maluridae. The coding region runs from base 491 to 1129 and encodes 212 amino acids. Gene Ontology annotation, biological process: embryonic eye morphogenesis. The record is from RefSeq and is a predicted model, not a curated record.